AUGUCAGACGACACAAAUAAUGAGGAGUUGAUACUCACGCGAUACUUCCAAGACCAAUUCCGCGUCCCUACUCCAGGAUGGUGUGAAGAAGCUAAUCUAGCUUUCCAAACAUUGCAGAAGCUUUUGGAUUCUAGUCUUGCGGGUCCAGAAGAGGUCCUUGAUAGCCAAGAUCAAGGAGGUAUUCCAAGCGCUCGUCGUGCUCGCAUUGGCGCCCUCCCAAAGCUUGUCUGUUUUGCUACUGAAAGCCACGCCAUACAGUGUACGGCAAGAAACGAAACAUUGGAAUGCGUGGUUUUUGGAAAGAUUUCGGCAAGUUUGUUUAUCGACGUCUUUUGGGAGGCAAUUCAAAAGGCUCAAGUUGAGUAUCCGAGAAGUAACUCCACUCAUGCAACGGCUAUUCAGACGUCAGAAUGGGAAGCACUCUACACCAUGUCUACCACCACAUCGGAGCCUGGGCAAUGGUUCAAGGACUUUAAUGCAGAUUCUAAUAUUGGAAGUAAGACUUCCACUUCCAUCAUUGCCCUUUUACAACAUUCAUUAUCAUCAGUUCCUGAACCAAAUCAUGUGAAACUCAAUGCUGCAGAGAGACCGGAUCAAGAGUGUGACGAUCCAAUAAUCGCCUCGCUAUCGUCAGGCAUUGGACCAAAAUCAUUUCAAGGACCUCGAUAUCAAAACUAUCGUGAAAAUAUCAUGCAGAUAGAUUUCGUGUACUCAGGUAUCUCCUCACUGGAAUGUGGAAAAUGGUUGGAUAUGCUUGGUGGUAGAUUGAAGGAAAUGAAGAGUUCUCUCACAAUCCUCAAAUCUUCCUCUUCACCCUCACCCCCAACCCCUCCAUCUAUGGCCCCACCCCCUAGUCGAUCAAGAAGCAGAUGA
Molecule: messenger RNA, 873 nt
Organism: Botrytis porri
Lineage: Eukaryota; Fungi; Ascomycota; Leotiomycetes; Helotiales; Sclerotiniaceae
Exons: 5
Coding region: 1-873 (290 amino acids)
Source: RefSeq, a predicted model, not a curated record